GAGGACGCAGGGUAUAGGAGAGACGCUGUGGGCAGAGCUCCUCACCGUAGAGAUGGUGGUCGGUCAGAGGGCGUCUUGAAGAGACUCUCCAAACUGGCUGCGUAAAUUGUUUCGCUGAGCUCACGUUUGCGGGCUUACUUUGCGUGUUUUUUCCUGCACUUGGAGGAGAUACGCCGCUGCAGUACUUCGUGCAACAUUUUCCUGGGACUUAUUUUUGUGCAAAACUCCACAGUUGCUGCUUUUAAAAUAGGCUAUUAACAGGAUAAAAAAACGGUUUAUGCGCACGACUUGAGCAGAGGACGCGCUUGGACCGGUUCUUCCCCGCGUGGUGCACUCCUUUGGCGGGCUCCGAUGCAGCUUUUCCCGGCUGUCGCUGGGAUGUUUGAGAGGCGUUGUUCAGUGGUGGGGUGAGUGAAGGGAACCCAGGCUGAAGAAGAAGAAGACAAGCAAGACGAGAGUGGCCACCGGAGAGAGCUCGUGGGACGGAGGCAGAGAGAGUCCGUGCGCGGCGUGGAGGGGAGGAGGAGGAGGAGGAGGAAGAAGAAGAAGGAGAGACAGAGGAGCGGGGAGGAUGGCGGUGGUACUGCUUUCUCUCUGGGUGCUAACGAGUUUCACCUGGGCCAAUCCGCUGCAGGUGUCAGGCAACAGACACUCGGUCUACUGGAACAGCUCCAACAUCCAUUUGCGACGGGAGGGCUACACGAUGCAGGUGAACGUCAACGAUUACCUGGACAUCUACUGCCCCCAUUACAACGACAGCACGCGGAUGGUGGGCACGAGCGAGCAGUACGUCCUCUACAUGGUCAGUUACCGUGGAUACCGAGCGUGUGACCCUCAGCUGGGCUUUAAGAGGUGGGAGUGCAACCGACCCCACGCCCCCCACGCGCCCAUCAAGUUCUCUGAGAAGUUCCAGCGGUACAGCGCCUUCUCCCUGGGCUACGAGUUCAACGUGGGACAAGAGUACUACUACAUAUCCACGCCCACACAUCGCCACGGCCGCAACUGUCUGAGGCUACGAGUCUACGUUUGCUGUUCCACGGCCUCGGAUGCACACGACGAGCCCGAGCCCACAGACGCAGACUAUACGCUCAGACCAGGCCUAAAGAUCGAUGAUAUUGACGACUACAACACGUUCAUACCGAAGUUGGAGAAGAGCGUGAGCGGCAGCAGCCCGUCCCGCGACCGCCUCCUCCUCACGGUCACGAUGCUCCUCCUCGCCGCUCUCUUCGUCUCCUAGCGACGACCCCGCCAUCGGUGUCGCCAUGCCAACUCGCCCCGGGGCGGAGGCAGGUGCAGCGUCUGAGCGCAGGACAGGGGGCGUGGGGGAUGAAAAGAAAGACGAAAGACGAGAGAAAGAAAGAGAGAGAGGGACCAGAAGACCAAAAUGAUUGAAGUUUUCUAAUAGUGUGAAUGUGCGUGUGUGUUGGGUGUGUGAACUGUAAGCCUUAAGGCAGAGACUGACAAAAGCAGAACUGUGUAAUACGCUUAAGUCAGUCAAAACAAGAGUGUGGAAACAGGCCACAAGUCCAGCCUGUUUGAUCCUGCACACAAAGCAUUUAAACGGCAAGAAUGGCGCAGUCGAAACAAAAACAAAAAUAGACAUUCAAAAUCCACCCAUCUAAUUAGUAAUCAUUCAAAGUCUUUUUUUUUCCAUGGAUCCGAUUGGCUGUACGCACUUCAUUAGGGCUAGUUGCCAUAGUUUCUUGCAACAAAACUUCAAACAGAACUAAAGUGAAUCGAAAUGGCCUUUUUGUGUUCAUUUUUGAGGCUGCGGAAAAGGAAGAAGAAGCCCAAUUUAAAGACAUAAGGAACCAGAUGACGAACAGUUCUGGUUUGUGUAUGAUCAAAGUAGCUUUUAGAUGAAAAACACACAUCCCUGGAAGUACAACGCCAGUUUUAGUUGUCAUCUCCGCUCUGCUUUGACAUCCUGUGGGCAUCGUCAAAUCAUCUAAAAAGGAAAGACACGGACUGGACGGGUUCUGGGGCAACAUAUAAAGCAUUUAAUCAACCAAUUGUUUGUGUAAGAGAUUUUAAUGUGCCAUCUUGUUAAAGGUCCUAUAUCAUGUGUUAUACAGGCUUUUUUGAACUAUUUUUGACCACCUUUACAUUAGGACUGUGAAAUUAACUAAAUAAAACCAUGAUUUCAGUUAUUACAGAUACAAAAACGUCGUAAUCGGCAACAAAAAGACUACGGUUCAGAAUGAUAUGAGCACCUAGACAUAUUUUAAAUCCUUAAUGUUUUUAAAUAAUGUCUAAUUCAGUCCUGAUUCCUGAUCGUACAAAACACAUCGCCAGCAAAUCUUUUCUUUCUGCUGUUGUGUUAAUGAGUGAGGUAGUUUAAAUGAGGUUUAAAACAAUAACUGACCACUUCUAAACUGAGAUGCAUCUUGUUGAAGGUAAUUUCAGCUUUGAAGAGAAUGUUGAAGGUGUAAAAAAACAUGAAGGAGCCUUUUCUUCUAGAGUAUGGAUGAUGUCACAAGGUGGAACAGAGUGUUUUCAGAUCAAGAGACACUGACAGUCAUAAAAGAUGACGCAAACAUGCAAACAUACGUGGUCAAAAGCUCAAUAAGUCUCUUUAACAUCAUAUAGGACCUUUAUGUUAUCGUGUUAUCGUUUCUUCUUGUAAUUUCUGAGGUUAUCGAAGCACAUGGCGGAAGGGGACUAGGAGAGGAGCCAUGGAUAUACUCAGCAAUACCGACUUCGCCUUCUCAAAAUACAGAAAAUAAAAGGAAUACUUACGUUUAUUGGGAGCAGAAAGACAUAAACGUUCAUUCAAAGUGGUGUACUGUCAGUGUACUAGACUCUUUCUAUGUGAAAUCACUUCUCACGCCAUGUAAAGUAUGGGUGCACUAUAACGCUACAUGUAUCUGUCCGAAUGAGAAGUUACUAUGUCAUUUGUGCCUGUUAGCAUUUUCACCACCUACAUCUUAUCUGAAAAUAUCAAAAAAUCAAAAACGACAAGAAAAACUUACAGAACUUACGGUGAGGUAGGAGACUCAAACUUCAGUAUAACAACAACAACAACAACUGUACCAUCCGGAUAGCCGUUUCCAUAGCAACUAGCACCUUACCAUGGCUUCCCUUAUCUGGUCACCGACGGACUCCAGUAGGGCCUAGCUAGCUUACCAUAGUAGCUGACGACAAUAACACGAAGGCGAUGGUACUGCUCUUUUGAAUGACUGUGAAAGAAACCCACCGGCAUGUUGAAGAAAAUCUAUUGUAAAUGUUUGAAAAGAAGAAAAAUGACAAAAAGGAUGGUAAAGCUAUUGUGCCGAGAAGGUGGAACGUUGAUGUAAGCAUUUUUGACAAACUUGAAUUGCAGUUUUGUUUGUGGUUGUGUUUUUUAUCUGGUUUGUUUUGUUGCUGUGAUGUAUAUUUGGUUGAACUGAAGGGGGAAAACUGUGGUACUUGGGCUGAGAUACUAUUUGUCGAAUUUCUUUUUUUUUUUUUUUAAGAAGGAAAAAUAUUAUCAUG
Molecule: messenger RNA, 3474 nt
Organism: Periophthalmus magnuspinnatus
Lineage: Eukaryota; Metazoa; Chordata; Actinopteri; Gobiiformes; Gobiidae
Gene: efna3b
Product: ephrin-A3b
Exons: 6
Coding region: 572-1237 (221 amino acids)
Biological process (GO): ephrin receptor signaling pathway; axon guidance
Cellular component (GO): plasma membrane
Molecular function (GO): ephrin receptor binding
Source: RefSeq, a predicted model, not a curated record